Cricetulus griseus (Chinese hamster) is the source of this 1098-nucleotide messenger RNA. Lineage: Eukaryota; Metazoa; Chordata; Mammalia; Rodentia; Cricetidae. The record is from RefSeq and is a predicted model, not a curated record.
AUGAAUUCCAGACAGCAGUUGGUCAGACUAAACGAUGGUCAAUUCAUUCCGGCUCUGGGUUUUGGCACCUAUAAACCCAUUGAGGUUCCCAAGAGUAAGUCAGUGGAGGCUGCAAAUCUCGCUAUAGGUAUUGGGUACCGCCAUAUUGAUACUGCUUAUGCAUAUCAAAUAGAAGAGGAGAUAGGACAAGCCAUUCAAAGCAAGAUUAAUGCUGGUGUUAUAAAGAGAGAAGACAUGUUCAUCACUACAAAGCUUUGGUGUACUUGCUUUCGGCCAGAGCUUGUCCGGCCUGGUUUGGAAAAGUCACUGAAAAAGCUUCAACUGGAAUAUGUUGAUCUUUACCUUAUGCAUUACCCAGUGCCAAUGAAGUCAGGAGAUAAUGAUUUUCCAGAGGAUGAACAAGGGAAAUUGCUGUUGGACACAGUGGAUUUCUGUGCCACGUGGGAGGCAUUGGAGAAGUGUAAGGAUGCAGGAUUGGUCAAGUCUAUUGGGGUGUCCAACUUUAACCACAGGCAGUUAGAGAGAAUUCUGAACAAACCAGGACUUAAGUACAAACCUGUCUGCAAUCAGGUUGAAUGCCAUCUUUAUUUAAACCAGAGUAAGCUGCUGGAGUACUGCAAAUCAAAAGACAUUGUUCUGGUUGCUUAUGGUGCUCUGGGAACCCAAAGAUAUAAAGAAUGGGUGGACCAGAACUCUCCAGUUCUCUUGAAUGACCCAGUUCUUUGUGAUGUGGCCAAAAAGAAUAAGCGAAGCCCCGCCCUGAUUGCACUUCGAUACCUGGUUCAGCGUGGGGUCAUUCCCCUGGCCCAGAGUUUCAAAGAAAAUGAGAUGAAAGAGAAUUUGCAGGUUUUUGAAUUCCAGUUGUCUCCCGAGGAUAUGAAAACCCUAGAUGGCAUGAAUAAAAAUUUCCGAUAUCUUCCAGCUAAUUUUUUGGCUGACCACCCUGAAUAUCCAUUUUCUGAGGAAUAUUAACAUGAGGACUUAGUCAUGACUGCCUGAAGUCACUGUGUGGUGUUGGUCAUGUGACUCAGAUGCUGUUUGAUGGAUGUCCCAUUUCCAGUCAACCCAGGUUGCUUAGCAUCUCUGAUAUUCAGCUGA